Molecule: messenger RNA, 2797 nt
Organism: Quercus robur (English oak)
Lineage: Eukaryota; Viridiplantae; Streptophyta; Magnoliopsida; Fagales; Fagaceae
Product: vacuolar protein sorting-associated protein 35B-like
Exons: 22
Coding region: 178-2550 (790 amino acids)
Biological process (GO): intracellular protein transport; retrograde transport, endosome to Golgi
Cellular component (GO): late endosome; retromer, cargo-selective complex; retromer complex
Source: RefSeq, a predicted model, not a curated record
CACUUUAAUACUUCCCUACCAAACGUUCAACUCUCGUUAGUCGUUAACGUUCCUGUUUUUAUUUUUUUCGAUAGGAUUUGUUCGUUUACGUUCUUCUACCUUCAUUACAUUCAUUGCCUCAUCACUCCUUUACUUUCCAAACCAGUUUAGGGAACACAGAGAGAGAGAGAGAGAGAGAUGAUGAUAAACGGAAUUGAGGACGAAGAUAAAUGGCUGGCCGAAGGGAUCGCCGCCAUUCAACACAACGCCUUCUACAUGCACCGCGCUCUCGACGCCAAUAAUCUCCGAGAAGCCCUAAAGUACUCGGCUCAGAUGCUAUCGGAGCUUCGAACUUCGAAACUCUCACCUCACAAAUACUACGAACUCUAUAUGCGAGCGUUCGAUGAAUUGAGGAAGCUGGAGAUGUUCUUCAAAGACGAAAGCAGGCACGGGGUUUCGAUUGUGGAUCUCUAUGAACUUGUUCAGCACGCUGGCAACAUUUUGCCUAGAAUGUAUCUCCUAUGUACAGUAGGAUCUGUGUACAUCAAAUCUAAGGAGGCUCCUGCUAAGGAUGUCCUUAAAGAUCUCGUGGAAAUGUGUCGUGGUGUUCAACAUCCAAUCCGUGGGCUCUUUUUAAGAAGUUAUCUUGCUCAAAUCAGUAGAGAUAAAUUACCUGAUAUUGGUUCAGAAUAUGAAGGAGAUGCUGACUCUGUCAUGGAUUCUGUAGAAUUUGUGCUCCAGAAUUUCACUGAGAUGAAUAAGCUUUGGGUACGACAGCAGCAUCAGGGACCUGGUCGGGUGAGAGAGAAGCUGGAAAAGGAAAGGAGCGAGCUCCGUGAUCUGGUUGGGAAAAAUCUCCAUGUGCUCGGUCAAAUAGAGGGCGUGGACCUUGGAAUGUACAAAGAUGCUGUUCUUCCCAGAGUCUUAGAGCAGAUUGUCAACUGCAGUGAUGACCUUGCUCAAUAUUAUCUGAUGGAUUGCAUAAUUCAGGUCUUUCCUGAUGAGUACCAUUUACAGACCCUUGAGACAUUAUUGGGUGCUUGCCCCCAGCUUCAGCCAACAGUUGAUGUCAAGACAGUGUUAUCGCAAUUAAUGGAGAGAUUAUCAAAUUAUGCUGCUUCAAGUACAGAUGUGUUACCUGAAUUUCUGCAAGUGGAAGCUUUUGCAAAAUUGAGCAAUGCUAUUGGGAGGGUGAUAGAAGCACAGGUCAACAUGCCUAUUGUUGGAGCCAUAACUUUAUAUGUCUCUCUUCUUACAUUUACUCUCCGUGUUCAUCCUGAUCGACUUGAUUAUGUGGAUCAAGUACUGGGAGCAUGUGUUAAGAAACUCUCUGGCAAACCAAAACUUGAAGACCAAAGAGCAAAAAAACAAGUCGUUGCGCUUCUGAGUGCUCCACUGGAGAAAUACAAUGAUGCUGUCAUGGCCCUGACACUUUCUAAUUACCCCCGUGUGAUGGAUCACCUUGAUAAUGAAACAAAUAAAGUCAUGGCAAUGGUUAUUAUUGAAAGCAUCAUGAAGAAUUACACUUGCAUCUCUACUGCUCAUCAGGUUGAGGUGCUGUUCGAAUUAAUUAAAGGGCUCAUCAAGGACUUGGAUGGAACUGCUGCGGAUGAGCUUGAUGAGGAGGAUUUUAACGAAGAACAAAAUUCUGUUGCUCGGCUCAUUCACAUGCUUUAUAAUGAUGACCCAGAGGAAUUGUUAAAGAUCAUAUGUACCGUGAAGAAGAGUAUAAUGAAUGGAGGACCAAGACGCCUGCCUUUUACUGUUCCUCCUCUUAUAUUUUCUGCACUCAGGUUGAUAAGGCAAUUACAAGGUCAGGAUGGGGACGUAGCGGGAGAGGAAGUGCCUGCAACUCCGAAGAAAAUUUUUCAGAUAUUAAAUGAGAUGAUUGAAUCUCUUUCCGCUGUUCCAUCUCCUGAACUGGCAUUAAGGUUGUACCUGCAAUGUGCUGAGGCUGCUAAUGACUGUGGUCUUGAGCCUGUUGCUUAUGAAUUUUUCACUCAGGCAUUUGUAUUAUAUGAAGAAGAAAUUGCGGACUCCAAAGCCCAGGUGACUGCAAUACAUCUGAUAAUUGGAACCCUUCAGAGGUUGAAUGUAUUUGGUGUUGAGAAUAGAGAUACUCUAACACACAAGGCCACAGGGUAUUCAGCAAAGCUUCUAAAGAAACCUGAUCAGUGCAGAGCGGUUUAUGCAUGUUCACAUCUUUUUUGGGUUGAUGAUCAGGAUGGAAUUAAGGAUGGAGAAAGGGUCCUGCUUUGCUUAAAGCGUGCCUUGAGGAUUGCAAAUGCUGCUCAACAGAUGGCCAAUGUUACACGGGGUAACAGUGGGCCAGUCACACUCUUUGUUGAAAUACUGAACAAGUACCUUUAUUUUUUUGAGAAGGGAAACCCCCAAAUUACAAGUGCAGCAAUCCAGGGUCUAAUAGAAUUAAUCACAACUGAGAUGCAAAGUGAAUCUACAGCCCCCAAUGCUGCUUCAGAUGCUUUCUUUGCUAGCACGCUGCGUUACAUCCAGUUUCAGAAACAGAAAGGCGGUGCAAUGGGAGAAAAAUAUGAUUCUGUCAAGGUUUGACUUAUUAUGUGUUAAGUUAUACUACUGAAAAGUUUGGAUAUAUAAACAAGCAAGUUUGGGGCUGAGAGGAAGGAAAUGAUGGGGAGAGGUGAGCAAUGAGCACAAUUGUAUAAAAUGCCUGCACCUUGACAGGAACUCAUAUAUAGGUUUUUCUUCCGCCUCCCUUCUUUUUUCCCUUCUCCCCUUCGACCAUUUUCAUUAUUAUUUUUUUAAAAGGUAAUUAAUAAAUUAUUUUUUAUUGGUUUGA